CUUGAAACCCCUAAGUCAUAGUGGUAGGAAAUGAGAGCGCAAAGAUCCUGUGGAACUUCCAGAUACAGAUUGACAUGAUAGUAAUGCGAACCACCCAGAUAGUGUAGUGGGGGAUAUAGAUCUUGGAGAACAGACCGUCAUUGUGGUGGAUGUGGCAGGACCAAGGAAAGGCAACAUUGAGAAGAAGGAACAUGAAGUUGCAAUAUGUGCUAUGAGUCAUCAGAAAUGGUCUUGUAACCACAGCGUGUCCACUCUAUAAGGAACUCAGUGAGCCUUCAUGAACAUAAAAGCAGAGAGAAGUUGGCUGAUGCUGUUUUUUCCUAACUGCACGAGCAUGAAGACUUUCAGCUUUCUUGUAACCUCAGCUGUGCUCAUGCUGCUGCUGGCAGCCGGCUACACCAGCGCCUACAAGCCCGUCAUCCUUGUGCAUGGGGUCUUAAGCGGACCAUCAUCUUUUAAAAAUCUCACUAGGUUCAUUAAGAAGGCGCAUCCAGGUACCGAGGUGACAGCGAUUGAUCUGUUCAACAAUGAAGAAAGCACUGAGCCCAUGUGGGAGCAGAUCGACGGCUUCGCGAAGGUCAUCCAAGAAAUCAUGGACAAGUCUCCAGAGGGAGUUCAUCUUCUGUGCUACUCUCAAGGGGGUCUAAUUUGCAGAGGAGUUCUUUCCAAGCUCCCAAACCACAACGUGCAGAACUUCAUUGCGCUGUCAUCACCACUGGCUGGACAGUUCGGAGUGACUGAAAUGUUACAUGAGAUUAUUCCUGUUUCUGGAAGAAAAUUAGUGUACCUUUUAUGCUACAGACAAUUUGCACAGAUGCACAUUUCUAUUUGCAACUAUUGGAAUGAUCCUCUUCGCAGGGUUAAAUACCUGAAAUUCAACAACUUCCUUCCACUGCUGAAUGGUGAAAAAGCGCACGGAAAAAUGGCAGAGUGGAAGAAAAACUUCUUGCGCAUCAAGAAGUUGGUGCUGAUUGGAGGACCAGAUGAUGAUGUCAUCACCCCGUGGCAGUCCAGCCAAUUUGGAUUCUACAACAACAAUGAAACCAUUAUUGAAAUGAGGAAACAGAUGUUUUACAGGAAGAACACGUUUGGUCUGAAGACUCUGGACACUCGCGGCGACUUAAUCAUGUGCACUCGGUCUGGGGUCAAACAUACGGAGUGGCACUCCAACAAAAAAGUGUUUAAGAAAUGCAUUCAGAAAUGGUUUGACUGAAGAUGAGACGACUCUGGGUUCAGUGCUGUCUCAAAUGAGCUUUGCAUGAACUUAAAAAAAAAAAUCUGCAACGCCUUCAAGUUCUAGUUAUCAACUCUUAGUGGCAUCUAGUGGUCAGGUGUAGAACUACAACCAACUGAACACCAAUAUUCAAAAAGAAAUUCCUUGAAGCACAGGCAACCAUAAGUGUGUUUCCAUCUGUCAGUUUAUGUUUCAUUUUAGGACAAACAUUUUAAUCUUUAAACUGCAUCAUUAGAUAAUGAAAUAAUUAACUAGAGUUUUGAUGACGUCCUUCAAAAUAGAUUUAAAAGUUUGUUUUUAUGAAAAUGAGAAAUAAAUAAGGGAUUAAACAAAAGAUUCCAUUAGAAAAUGUAAAAUGUAUGCAGCUUCAACAUGGAAAAAUUGCACUGAUUUUCAGUUUGAGCAGUUUACAUAGUUUGAGUUCACAUGGAUCCACUCAGUUUUUCUGCUUCUUAUUGCUUUCUUCUUUAAUAAACAUUUUACUUCUGGCAAAUUUGUAGUAAUGAUUUAUUUCUAAGAUGUAAAUGUUCUUUUUUUUGCUCUUUUUGUUAGGGUUUUUGAAGACUAAAACUGGUGACAAAAAUGCACCCCAAGCUUCACUGGUACACAUGUUGAAGACAUCAACCCCCCCAAAAAGAGUUGAGGAGAGCUUUGGUCAUCCACCGCAUAAGAG
This is a messenger RNA of Oryzias melastigma (Indian medaka), 1907 nucleotides long. Its product is annotated as lysosomal thioesterase PPT2-B. The transcript is spliced from 8 exons. Lineage: Eukaryota; Metazoa; Chordata; Actinopteri; Beloniformes; Adrianichthyidae. The record is from RefSeq and is a predicted model, not a curated record. The coding region runs from base 278 to 1213 and encodes 311 amino acids. Gene Ontology annotation, molecular function: thiolester hydrolase activity. Gene Ontology annotation, cellular component: lysosome.